AAACUGGAGCACAGUUCAGCCACUAACAUUUAACUGGUGGAGUCUUACUGCGCUCACAAUGAUGAACUUCAUCUUGGCUUCACUCUGCACCUUCAGUUGGAUUUCUGUGUCAGUUUGUCAGUUUCUCACAGUUUCUGUUCGGCCUGCUGAAGACGUCACACUGAUGUGCAGCAACUUGAGUGAAGUUUUAUCUCACAUAUCUUGGUUUAAGAUGAACAGCAGUCCCAACGCCAGCCGCAUCUCAUCCAUGCUCAGUGCUGAGUCUAAUGUUUCUCUAUUUGAUGGUUUCCACUUCAGUAAAUAUAAUAUGACAACAAACAUCACAAACCUCUUUCUGACAAUCAGAGACGUGAAUAUCUCAGAUUCUGGACUGUAUUUCUGUGGACUCUAUAUAGCAGCAGUAGGAGCAGCAGUCCCUGGAGUGUUCACUGCAACACACUUACAGGUGGAAGACGUUUCAGACAGAUUACUCAAUCUGCCUUGUAUGAUCCUUGGCUGUGUUGCCGUCUUCCUUACAGUCGUCAUUGUUGCUUUGGCUGUCAAAAUCAGGACAAUACAAUCAGGUCAAACAGAGAGAAAGAAUCCACAGCCCUCUGAGAAUCUGGAUCCUGUUGGUCUCAACUAUGCAGCGCUGCAUAUCCGUCCCAAAGCCAAGAGCAAACGAAGAGCAGUUGACAAGAAUGAGCUGAAAGACAAUGUUCUUUAUGCUGCUACAAGAUAAAGACAGUAGCAUAAUGUCAGCAGCUCAAAGUGAGAGACAUGAUUCCGUUUCUAUAUGUGCUUGAAUAUUUUGUCCUUACAUGAAACCCAUUUUCAAAGCAAACUGAGCUAACUAACAAACUGGUGUCUGAAAUCAGAAGGACCAGUGAGAACACAACAGUCCAGACUCAUACUGGUUCUGCUGCAGUGGCUCAAAGACAGAAAUCAUUUUUACCAAGAACGUCUACCAUAUUGUGGUCUCACUGCAUCUUACACACUUCAGAUUAAAUCUUUUACAGCUUUCAGAAGCUGUAAAAGUCAAGAAUGUGGUUUAAAAAUCGACUUUAACCUACAUACCUAUUAUUAACUCUGACAUUGAGAGAUACAGAUACACUCAGUUGGCAAAAGGUUCUCAGUAUCAACCACAGUGGCAGCUUUCAGCUAUUCUUAUGUUCAGCAUAACGUUUCAUGAAAAAAGUCUUUAUCUCAUGUUACUGUUGUGAACAGCAAGAUGUGUAGAUGCUACUGCACAGCUACCAAGACUGUAAUGUAGCUUAGUUUGUUAAAUCUAUUUUUCCUGUUUAGAAUAAGAGCCAUUUUCAUCCUUUACUGUGAUGUUCAUGAUGAAAGUGAGAGCGGCUGCUCCAGCCAUGUGAUCUGCCUUCUCAACCAACUUCACACAAAACCUCUGCUGUACUACUAGAGAGCUGCGCCUCACCACUGGCUGUACACUUAUUAAAAUGUGUUGCUUCAAAAACCAAUCAGAAGGAGAAGAACUUG
Molecule: messenger RNA, 1479 nt
Organism: Poecilia latipinna (sailfin molly)
Lineage: Eukaryota; Metazoa; Chordata; Actinopteri; Cyprinodontiformes; Poeciliidae
Exons: 5
Coding region: 59-721 (220 amino acids)
Biological process (GO): response to bacterium
Source: RefSeq, a predicted model, not a curated record